This is a messenger RNA of Nicotiana tabacum (common tobacco), 1152 nucleotides long. Its product is annotated as transcription initiation factor TFIID subunit 10-like. Gene Ontology annotation, biological process: transcription initiation at RNA polymerase II promoter. The record is from RefSeq and is a predicted model, not a curated record. Lineage: Eukaryota; Viridiplantae; Streptophyta; Magnoliopsida; Solanales; Solanaceae. Gene Ontology annotation, cellular component: nucleus; SAGA complex; transcription factor TFIID complex. Gene Ontology annotation, molecular function: RNA polymerase II general transcription initiation factor activity; promoter-specific chromatin binding.
UAUGUGCAGAUCUGAAUGAAUUCUUUCCCAAAAAAAAAUGGGGAAAGUGUAAAAAUAGAAAAGGAAACUUUAACAAGAAUUUGUGGGAAAAGAAACUCCUAAAAAUCGGAACUAAUUGUUGGAAGAGAGAGUUGAAGACGCUGAAACUGAAUUGGUUUUUCUCAAGAGAGAUUUGCUCUUCUUUCUUUUUUUCUUUUCUCCAAUUGCUCUUUCUUCGAGUUUGUGAAUACUGUUUGCGUUGAUAUUCUAUGCGUUCAUGCUCGUCUGCCCGGAAUAGGGAAAGUAAAAUGACUGGAAUAGCCUCAAGGAGUUUCUGAAUUAACGGAAAUACACGCCGGUGCUCCUUUUCUCUCUCUCUUGACAUCAGGCUAUUUCUCCUAAACCCAAAACAAAUUUCAUCCUUCACACGUCUCUCUGCAGCCGCCGAAUCUUUUUCUGGAGCGAGCGUUGGAAAACCUCCUUACCUCUGUGGUUUCGCACCCCUAUUUUACCUCCGGCGAAGUUGAAACUCCGAACGGCGCCGUUGAAAUGAACCAGAGUCAGAGUCAGAGUCAGGGGGGCCAGCAAAUGAGUGAAGGAAGACACGAAGAUGACACUGCCCUCGCCGAUUUCCUUGCUUCCUUAAUGGACUAUACCCCCGCUAUUCCAGAUGAAUUAGUGGAGCAUUACUUGGGUAAAAGUGGUUUCCAAUGCCCUGACAUUCCAUUAAUAAGGUUGGUGGCAGUUGCUACACAGAAAUUUAUUGCAGAUGUUGCCACUGAUGCUCUCCAGCAUUGCAAGGCAAGGCAGUCAGCUACUGUCAAGGAUAAAAGAGAUAAGCAGCAAAAGGACAAACGCCCGAUGGAUGAUCUUUCAAAAUCUCUACGAGAGUAUGGUGUGAAUGUCAAACAUCAAGAAUACUUUGCUGAUAGCCCGUCCGCUGGGUUAGAUCCUGCUUCAAGAGAGGAAUGAUGUAUUGCCUGCCUACAAAUCUCUGUAAUCACAUUUGUCGUCUUCUGAUGGUCGCGAGGGCAUUGUCUUGUCAUCUUCUACAUAUCUCUCAAGCUAUAUAUGUGUUGAAGGAUACAACUUUUGACUACUUUGUAUCUGAUUUACUUAUCAAUGUUAGCUGUAGUUGCCACCAAAAAAAAAAAAAAAAGUUUACUUUUUAAA